Messenger RNA from Neurospora tetrasperma FGSC 2508, 1595 nucleotides. RefSeq lists its product as uncharacterized. The transcript has 3 exons. Gene Ontology annotation, biological process: proteolysis. The record is from RefSeq and is a predicted model, not a curated record. Lineage: Eukaryota; Fungi; Ascomycota; Sordariomycetes; Sordariales; Sordariaceae. The coding region runs from base 1 to 1545 and encodes 514 amino acids. Gene Ontology annotation, molecular function: aspartic-type endopeptidase activity.
AUGGCGGCUUUUCCCUCCCUCUCAGCCUCUUUUGUACUUCUUCAACUAGCACUAACAUGUUCGGCCCAACAUCUGAAUCUUACUACUAGGCCAUUACACCUCACCGGCCACACCCCCGGUGAUGGCUGCGUCCACCUCCCCAUCAUCCACUCUACUAACACCGACCACUUUGCCCGUCGCGGCAUCCAACUCGCUCUCAACAAUCGGUCUGACGUAGCUUACUAUGCCCAACUCGAGAUCGGCACCCCCCCACAAACAGUCUACACCCAACUCGACACGGGCUCUUUCGAACUCUGGGUGAACCCGGACUGCACCACCGUCUCGCCCUCCGAUUUAUCCUUCUGCGACCACAUCGGCUUCUAUAACGCCUCCCUCUCUUCUACGUCCAAAUCCCUCGGCACCAGCAAAACCCUCCGUUACGGCAUCGGCGCCGCCAAUAUCUCGUACGUGACCGACACCAUCUCCCUUUCCGGCUCCUCCACCUCUUUGAAGGAUAUCCAAUUCGGCGUCGCCACCUCCUCCAAAGAUGCCUUCUCCGGAAUCCUAGGGAUCGGCUACGGCCAGGGUCUAGCAACCAAGUAUCCCAAUUUCAUCGACCAGCUGUACGCCCAAAAGAUCACCAAAGUCAAAGCAUACACUCUCGCACUAGGAUCCAAGACUGCUCAACAGGGGAGUAUCGUUUUCGGCGGGGUGGACACGUCCAAGUUUGCUGGGCCGCUGGCGAGACUACCGAUUAUUUCAGCGGGAGACUCACCGGAUGGCGUGCCGCGGUUUUGGGUGCAGAUGAAUGGGAUCAGACUUACGCCGCCUUCAGGACAGAGCAUGGGCGUUUACGAGGGGAGUAAAAUCCCGGCGUUUUUGGAUAGUGGGAGUACCAUGACGAUCUUGCCGCCUGCGUUGGCGAACAAGAUUGCCGAGGACUUUGGGAGCCCGGAGAAAGAUGCGAACGGGUUUUAUAGCGUCGGUUGUGGGUAUGUAGAGAUGAAUGGGACGAUGGAUUUUGAGUUCGUGGGUUCAGGACAAAAGGUGACGGUUAGGGUGCCGUACAAGGAAAUGAUCAGGGAGGUGGGACAGGGGGAGAGCAAGAUGUGCUUUUUGGGGAUCAUGGGCAGUGAGAGUUUUACGUUGUUGGGGGAUACGUUUUUAAGGAGUGUUUAUGCCACUUCAUGCGGUAAUACGCCCGCUGCGCUCAGGGACGUUACCGAUUUGUCUCGCGUGGUAGGGAAUUGUCAGAUACAAGCGGGCCAGAAGGAGGCGGUGGUGGAUGUGGUUUCGGAGACGUCCAUUGCGCCGCCUACUGGUUCGACAGGCGGCACUGAUGGUGUGACUGGGACGGGAGGAAAUGGAAAUGGAAAUGGGGGAACGCGCACGGCGUGGGGGUUUGUCACCACGACAUUGGCGGUACCUAUAGCGACAGGUUUAGUCGGUGGUGGUGGAAGUAUGAGCGCGACUGCGUUGGAUUCCUCUGGGAGAAGUAUGGCUGGCGAUGUGGUGUUGAGCGUCGCGAUGGCUGUUGGUGCUGCGGUGCUGGGAAGUCUGUUGUGAUCUGCUGCAUUCUGAGUUUGCAUAGCAAGUGUGUUUAGUUGAUUUCCUUC